Messenger RNA from Chara braunii, 1180 nucleotides. NCBI's taxonomy places the organism in Eukaryota, Viridiplantae, Streptophyta, Charophyceae, Charales, Characeae. The record is from the annotation of a GenBank genome assembly.
CUGAGUUCGACGGAAGCUUGAGAAGGGUAGAGAGACGACGACGAAGAUGAAGAUGGCUAUGGCGGCUAGUUCAUCAUGCCGGCGACUUGGCCAACGGCUGGAGCUCGUUUCUGUCAUCGUCGCUGUUACCUUCUUUUUGUGCGGUGGACCUCGCGCGGCGAUAGCGCAGGGAGGCAAGGACGCCAACGUGUUCAGAAUCCUUCAGAACGAGGCCCAGUUUUCCAUGUUCUACAAGGCGCUGCUAGAUACCACGGAGAUCUGGAACGUGGAGGGUCGCACGCAGAUCAACGGCUCCCAGCUACUCCUCUUCGCUCCCACCAACGCAGCGCUGACCGCCGCUCUCCCUGGUGGUGUACUGCAGUGUCUUCAGAGCGAAGGAGGCAAGCCGGUCUUCGUCGACUUCUUGAUGUAUCUUCAGGUCGACGUUCCCAUCUCACCGAGGGUGGAAUCCGUGCAAGAUCUGCUGAACGUGAGCAGAGAAGGCAAGCUGUGGACUGUGAAUGGCAAGGCCAUCUCCGUCAGUCAGGUGGGCGGCUCGAUCACUCUCACGGGAGAUGACGGCCAAGAGACGCUGACCAUCGCGAAGGCUAGAGUCACAGACCCGACAGUGACACUCAUUGCACUGGAGGAGAGCGUCCUCGUCGACGGGGAAACUGGGGACAAGAUCUUGGACACGUGUUUUGCCGACGAGGUGUUGAAGCCAUCCACCGCGCCGCCACCCUCCAGCCGUGCCCUGCCAUCGUCGGCGCGAUCUUCCGCACACGCUUCCGCCUCCUCGCGCGCCGCGCCGGCGAGUGGUGCCGCACAAGCUUCCGCUUCCAAACGCUCGAGGAUGUUGCUGUACUAAAAAAUACAUCGUCCGUCGUGGUGACGCUUCAUGCACUCACAUUCUUUUUUCGAUGUUUUCUUUUUUAACGCACACACAUUCCUCGGAAUCGUAGGACUACGAUUUGCUUUUACUUCUGGUUUGAUUAGCGUUUCCGCACUUCACUUAAUGUUUCCACAUUUCGCCUGCCAUCUGGCGAAAAAUAAAGCGUAUGUAUUCGGUCAGGUAUUUAGAAUGUAUACGCAUGCACACACUUGCUUUACACAAGCACGGAGCUUUUCCGCCUCCUCCKCGGCCGAGUGCGGGACGCUUUUUUUUUUUUUUGAGGGUACUAAAUAAAAAGCCCACAGCUCU